Exophiala spinifera is the source of this 300-nucleotide messenger RNA. RefSeq lists its product as uncharacterized. Bases 1 to 300 code for a protein of 99 amino acids. The transcript has a single exon. The record is from RefSeq and is a predicted model, not a curated record. NCBI's taxonomy places the organism in Eukaryota, Fungi, Ascomycota, Eurotiomycetes, Chaetothyriales, Herpotrichiellaceae.
AUGGGUGGCGGCGGCAAAGUACCAUAUCCGAAGCACGUCUGGUCACCCGCUGGUGGUUGGUACGCGCAACCUCACAACUGGAAGUCGAACACUGUAAUCUUCGGCGCCGCCAUUGCAGCGGUUGUAUUUGUUGCCUUUAGUGCAUCAGCAAACAGGGAACACAGGAAUAAGAUGCCAGAGAAGACCGGCUUCUUUCCCAGCAGAAAGUAUGUGCAUGUGUCAUUCCAGACGAUAGCUUGGAUCAGGCGGAUGAAAUACCAGUUCUUCGAUCAGCCUGGCCAUGUUUUGAACCGAGACUGA